UGAUGAGCACGUGUUGGUGAAAGUGAGAUAAUCAUUGUUUUGGAGCACAAAUAAUUAAAUCUUUGAGCGCUCAUUAAGCCGAAGAACUGGCGGACUGAAGGGGGUUUUAAGAGUGAUAACCUCGAGUAGUAAACUUAAAUUCCAAAAGUCUUCAAAAAUGGCGAAAUAUGAAAGUACCGAAUUAACCCGCGAAGAUUUCGACGCAGGUCCCUCAAGUGCCGAUGAGAUUGAGCCCAACUUAUACUUAGGAAAUUUGACAGCAGCGACUGACGUCAAAUGGCUCAAAGAAACAAAAAUCACGCACAUUUUGACAGUGGAUUCCUGCCCACUACCCAGACGAAUCCAGCUGCUUCCAGAUUUGACCGUGAAGUAUAUUCAGCUGACGGACAUGCCGCGGGAGGAUUUUCUCCCCUUCUUCGAUGAUUCUUAUAAUUUCAUCGAUCAAGCCCUGACUUCUGGUGGAAAGGUCCUGGUACAUUGUUAUUUCGGAGUAUCAAGGUCAUCCACCCUCGUCAUCUCGUACAUGAUGAAAAAGUAUGAGAUGAAUUUCGAUGUGGCCCUAGAGUUGGUCAAGUCCAAGAGACGAUUCGUAAGUCCAAACGCGGGAUUUGUAGCUCAGCUGAAGCUUUACGAGGAUAUGGGGUGCACGAUAGACACUAAGAACGUUCAGUUCAAAAUGUACAGGCUGCAGAUUGCUGCUGAUAAGGUUCGAAAAGCCAGGAUUCUUCCAUCGACAUACGUGGAUCUGAUAAAGCCCGAUCCAGCCCUAGAAACUGUCCGUCCAGAGCCAACGGUGUACCGUUGCAAAAAGUGCCGGAGGAUAGUUGCAAGUGCCAGCAACAUCCUCCCUCACGCACCAGGUCAAAAGCACGUAUGGCGAUACAUUAGCAGAAGAGGUGAUAAGGGUAAAGUACUCCCGGUGAAGGCCUCCCAACCGGACGAGAUGUGCGACAAGAUUUACUUCAUCGAGCCCAUUGCCUGGAUGCCGGACAUCCUUCACAACGUCGAGGGCAAACUGAACUGUCCCAAGUGCGAGGCUAAACUGGGCUCCUUCAGCUGGAUAUCGGGGUGUCAGUGUCCCUGCAGUACAAAAAUCGCACCGGCUUUCUAUCUGGUACCAUCUAAAGUCGAGUGGAGCAAUGCUGUGCAGAACGUUCUUGUGACUGUCUGAAAGGGUGGGGUUAUUUAAAUUAUUGAACCAAUUUUGAAAUAAAGUACUAGGUUUAUAUCCAUGUGCCAAUGUAGGUAGUUGUUGUGGGUGGAACGAUCUGCAUUUUUUCAAAUGUAAAAUACCUCGAGAAAAUAAUGUUUGUAGAAUUAAGGGGCAGAUGGGAGGGGUGGGUGGAGGCAUUAGGAGGACCUCAUCGAGGUUCAAUUGACAAACAGAGGUGAGGAUUAAAUUAGAGGUGAGCAAAUAGAUCGGAAAGAAUAAACAAUCAUGAGGGUUAAAUGGAGGAGCUUAUUCUUAAGAACAUUUCUCUCAUGUCAACCCUUUCGUUUAAUGAUCAAGAUCUAAGGGCUGAGUUGAGGAGUGCUCCGAGGACUUGUGCUCUCCCAUUUGACCCUUACAAAAGGGGCUUGGCCUCGCGUUUAAUCUACAUUAUGGAAUGAGAGAUUUAACGCUGUUGGACACUUCCUCUGCCGUCUGGUUCUUUAAAAAGUUUUCCUAAUUGCCUUCGGUUUAAAAACAAUAAUAAUUCGAUAAGGAAUGACUCCAUGAGAAAAUGUCGUAAAACAUUUUUUAUUAUAUCCCCUACAAAAAUUUACUUUUCGAAGCGUUUUUGUGUGCGUAUUUUUCAGAGAUUGUGGGUAAAGUGAAUUUUGAAUGCAUAAAGUUAGGUCUUACGUUUAGUGCAGAAAAACAAUCACUUUACUCCUAAUACCAGUUCCAAGAGGAAAUUCGAUAUGUGUGAAAAUAAUGUGAUAUGCCUGUGUGCGAAAAAUGGCUCUUUCCGCACUUGCAACCCAAUAAAUUUCAUAAGACAAAAAAUGUUUUUCGACAUUUUCCUUUAAAGUCGAUAGUUCUGAAAAGAUAAGUUAGACAAACAUAAAAUUAUUGUUCAUAAAACAUGAAAUUAAUUUCACGAGUUCAACCACUUCAUUAGUAACAAUAAGUCGAAAGUGAAUUAGUUUUUGUUUUUUCUUCUAUUUUGUACUUUCUUUAUGCAAGAUUGUUGAUUAUUCUAAGAUUAAUAAGAGUCAUGUUUUUCCCAGAAAUUAUUAAUAUUGACUUUUAUUAAACUACUAUUUUCUGAUAUUUAAACGAGAAUUUCGAUCCAAUUUUUUCUGAAAGAAGACUCAAGUAUUGUUGACUAUUUUAAAUUAACGUGCCAAAUAUACUCAGAGCCCACUGGAUGUGAUUCGAGUCGACGUUUUUAACACAUAAUUAAACUUGUAUCGAUGAAUUUACCCCAGUUUCAAUGAAUGACAUCUCGAUGUGAACCUCCGCCAAAGCUUACAUAAUGUAUAUCAAUACGAAGUCGUUUACACGAGUUAAUUCACUCCUCCUUUUUAUUGAAUUACAAAGUUCAUAAUUUUUACGUGGGUCACUGGCCACGAUAAUAAAAUCAAUGUUCGAUAUAAA
This is a messenger RNA of Diachasmimorpha longicaudata, 2584 nucleotides long. RefSeq names its product dual specificity protein phosphatase MPK-4 (gene MKP-4). Gene Ontology annotation, molecular function: protein tyrosine/serine/threonine phosphatase activity. The transcript is spliced from 3 exons. The record is from RefSeq and is a predicted model, not a curated record. The coding region runs from base 158 to 1171 and encodes 337 amino acids. Gene Ontology annotation, cellular component: nucleus. Gene Ontology annotation, biological process: protein dephosphorylation. NCBI's taxonomy places the organism in Eukaryota, Metazoa, Arthropoda, Insecta, Hymenoptera, Braconidae.